Messenger RNA from Kazachstania africana CBS 2517, 4893 nucleotides. RefSeq names its product Cmr2p (gene CMR2). Lineage: Eukaryota; Fungi; Ascomycota; Saccharomycetes; Saccharomycetales; Saccharomycetaceae. Bases 1 to 4893 code for a protein of 1630 amino acids. Gene Ontology annotation, cellular component: cytosol. The record is from RefSeq and is a predicted model, not a curated record. The transcript has a single exon.
AUGGACUUUUCUAUUCCACCGACUUUGCCAGUAAAUCUGCAGAACAAACUCAGUGACAUUGUACAGGAUUAUAAAGAUGGUAAUCUGACUGUAAAGGGCUAUGAAACAAAGCGACUCCAACUACUGGAGAAUUCAACUAGUGACCCAAAGAGAUCAGUUAGUAAUGUUAGAGCAAAUACUAUACGAAUCCCAGGUAGAAAUCAAAGCUUAUCUUCCACCUUAAUACAGAAGAGGUCAUCGAAUCUCAAUUUACUCUCAAGAAAUGAUUCUGUUUAUAGAGUCACUACAAAUUCAUCAAUAGCAUCUCCCUCAAUCAUGGGAACCUCCAUAAGGCACAAACGCCAUUCGUCUACGCAGUUAUCCCUUCCUUCUAGGGAUAUUUUGUCAAAUGGUUCCUACAAUCCUAUGGUGCCUCUACUGCCAAGGAAAGUUCUGAAGAAUGACAACACUUUAAUGGCUUCUUUACCUUCCAUAUUGAGAGGAAGAUCUGAGAACUAUGCAGGUCAAAAUGCAAUUAUAAAUAUAAAUUCUAAAGGUAAAGAAACAUUUAUAAGUUGGGACAAGUUAUAUUUAAGAGCAGAAAAGGUAGCCCAUGAGUUAAACAAAAAUAACCUCUACAAGAUGGAUAAAGUCCUUUUAUGGUACAAUAAAGAUGAAGUAAUCGAAUUCGCUGUAGCUAUAUUGGGUUGCUUCAUUGCUGGAAUGAUCGCCGUUCCAGUUUCAUUUGAUAUUUAUUCACUUGGAGAAAUCAUUGAGAUUUUGAAAACUACAAACUCAAAAUUCAUUCUAAUAUCAAAUGAUUGCUAUAAACAUCUAGACAAUCUAUAUUCAGCGAAUAAUAAUAAAAUAAAAUUGAAUAAAAAUGAAAAUUUCUCUAACGUUAUAUUUUGUAAGACUGACGAUUUGGGAACCUAUUCAAAGGCCAAGAAACAUGCACCAACAUUUGAUUUAUCAACAAUAGCUUAUAUCGAAUUUACUAGGACUCCUCUAGGAAGGUUAUCCGGUGUUGUUAUGAAACAUAAGGUAUUAAAUAGUCAACUUUCGUUGCUGGCAAAAAUAUUGAACUCUAGAACAAUGCCUCAUUGGAAGAAGAAUGAAAUUAUGAAGCCUCACAAUCAUAAGAUCAAACCCAUUGCGGCCAAUAAAAAACUUUCAGGUAGAUUUAAUUUAGUAAAUACUCUGGAUCCCACCAGAUCAACGGGGUUAAUAUGUGGUAUAUUUUUCAAUGUCUUCAGUGGUAAUCUUUUGAUAAACGUUGACGACAAUCUGUUGUCGAAAAGUGGUUCCUACGAAAAUAUUAUCGAUAAAUAUAGAGCAGAUAUCCUUUUAAAUGACCAACUACAAUUGAAACAAAUUGUUAUCAAUUACUUGGAAAAUCCUGAUGUGGUCGCUGAAAGAAGGAAACAUAAGGUGGAUUUCAGUUGUAUUAAGUGUUGCUUAACAUCAUGUAAUACAAUAGAUGUUGACGUAACCGACAUGGUUGUUAAUAAAUGGCUCAAAAAUUUAGGUUGUAUAGACGCAAAUUUAUGCUAUUCGCCAGUACUAACUCUUCUAGAUUUUGGUGGUAUCUUUCUUUCUAUAAAAGAUCAAUUGGGCCAUUCAAGUAAUUUUGCUAUUCAUAACGCCAAACUGAGACACCAGGACGAAUUAUAUAUUAACAAGGAACAGUUGAAGGGCAAUUGUAUCGAAACCAGUAUUGACGCAAUGGCAAGUUCAACAAGUUCAUUCAAGGACUACUUAAAGUUGGAGACGUUCGGUUUUCCACUUCCAGAAACAUUACUUUGCGUGGUAAAUCCAGAUGACUCAACCUUAGUUCCUGAUUUGACUGUGGGUGAAAUAUGGGUAUCUUCAGACAACUUGAUAGACCAAUUUUAUCAAAUGGAUAAGGUUAAUGACUUCGUCUUUAAAGCGAAGCUAAACCAUACGAAAAUGUUUUCAUUUAUCAGCGAAAGCUCUGAUGAAGAUCUAGCAAAUUUUGCGAUAGAGAGAUUAAAUUUUAUAUCUAGUAUUUGCCCCCCGACAACGCAAUUCCUGAGGACCAAGCUAAUAGGGUUUGUUUAUAAUGGUAAGGUGUACGUUCUUUCGUUAAUUGAAGAUAUGUUUUUGCAAAACAAAUUACUAAGACUACCUAACUGGGCUCACACAUCUGACUUAAAAAAGGAAAAAGCGUCCUCUUCUGGUAAUACUGCUAGUACCGGAGGUACCACUAUUGUCGGCAAUCAAUUGAAUGAAUCAUCUCUUUCGCUCCCUUCUCUCGCAACGAGACGUGUUGUGCAAACGCAUUAUCUACAGCAGAUUACCGAGAGCAUUGUACGAACUGUUGCGACGAUUUAUGAGGUCUCUGCUUUUGAACUGAAUCAUCAUCAAAGUGAGCAUUUCUUAGUAGUAGUAGUUGAAAGUUCACUUGCCAAAAAGCCACAGCUUCCAGCAAAUUUGCAAUCUGGAAGUUCUGACAGAUCAUUACUUGCAGGCGCCUCUCAAAAGGAUAAGGAUGUUCUAGAGAAAAAGAUGAAUGAUUUAACAGAUCAAAUUUACAGAGUUCUUUGGAUCUUUCACAAAAUCCAACCUAUGUGCAUAUUAGUUGUUCCUAAGGAUACGUUACCAAAAAGAUACUGCUCUUUAGAAUUGGCAAAUAGCAUUGUAGAAAAGAAAUUUUCUAGCGGUGAAUUAAACUCCUCCUUUGUUAGAUUUCAAUUUGAUAAUGUUAUUCUUGAUUUUGUACCACAUUCAAACUAUUAUAAUGAGAGUAUAUUCAGUCAACAUCUUUCAGUUUUGAGAAGAUCAUUUAUUGAGAGUACAUUAGAUGUUGAUAAAGACCAAAUAGACAAAUCGUUUUGGCAAACAUCUGGUAUAGACUACAGAGAAUAUUCUUACGAUGGCAAAAGUCCCAAGAAGAAAGUUACAGAUUUUAAAUCAAUUCUUGAAGUGUUGGAAUGGAGAAUCGAAAAACAGGGAAAUGAAACAGCCUUUAACGAUGGAGAUAGUAAUACUACCUCAAAUAGUAAUGAUAAUAAUGUUCAUAAAAAGGUUUCCUGGAAAACUUUUGAUCUGAUAGUUGGCUCCUUUCUGAAAAAAAUCGUGGCAUCGAAGACGCCACUGAAAAGUGGAGAUAAAGUUAUCAUUAUGUGUGAAAAUGCUGUCGAAUAUGUUGCUAUGGUAAUGGCUUGCUUUUACUGUAACCUUGUUAUCAUACCACUAAAGCCACUAAGUGAAAGAAAUUUAAAAUAUGACUUCAGGGAUUUGGCCAAUAUAAUUAAAAGUUACAAAGUGAAGAGAGUUUUUAUGGAUUCUAAGGUAAAUAAUUUUUUAUCUAAUAACACAGUUGCUAACAAAUUAUUCAAGAAUUAUCGAUACUUGUUUCCAAAAAUUACCGUAUUUUCCAAACUGAAAAAGAAACAAGGUAUAAAUAUAAAAUUAUUCAGAAAUGUAUUGAAGGAUAAAUUUGGGCAUCAACGAGAUAAUAAACUGAACACUGCUCCAGUAGUAAUUUGGAUAUCAAAUGGUUAUGAUGUUUCUAACAAUAUCCAUGUGGCAAUGACGCAUUUCACACUGAUGAAUUCAUCUAAAAUUAUCAAAGAAACAUUGCAAUUAGGUCCUAAUUCUCCAAUCUUCUCUCUUUAUUCUCACACAAGAGGUUUAGGUUUCAUAAUGAGCUGCCUACUUGGUAUCUAUGUAGGCACAUCGACCGACCUUUUUAGCUAUUCAACUGUAAUGUCAGAUCCAAAAAAUAUAUUGCUAGGGAUACAGAAUCUGAAUAUUAAAAAUUUGUAUAUGAAUAUUGAAACUUUUGGCUCUCUACUGGAUAAAGCAUCUAAUCUCAUGAAGUCUAAAGCAGAGAUUGUAAAGCAUAAAGGCUCUCAAAGAAGUUCAGCAUCAAACCUCCGAUUUGAUUUCUUCAAAGAUGUUGAGAAUUUGAUGAUUCCUUUUAGUGGAAGACCUCGUACGACAGCUGUAGAAAAUUUACUAAAUAGAUAUCAGUCUAUUUUAUUAUCAGUUGAACAAAUCAAUUACGUUUAUGAGCAUCAUUUCAACUCGAUUAUUUCGUUACGAUCGUAUCUUGAUCUUCCUCCCAUCGAUUUAUUUUUAGAUCCAGUCUCAAUGAGGGAGGGUAUAGUAGAAGAGUUAAAUCCAAACUCCGCCGAAGCUAUCGGUGCUUUGAGGCUACAGGAUUCAGGUGUCGUUCCUGUUUGUACAGAUGUCUCAAUUGUUAACCCAGAGACUUUGGUGCCCUGCCUUGAGGGUGAAAUUGGAGAAAUUUGGUGUUGUUCUGAAGGUAAUGCAUCGAAUUAUGCCAUUAUGAAUAAAAAUGGCACCUUAACCAAGGACGAUUUCAUUGAUGAGCAAUUCAAAAGUAGAUUUGAAAAAGAUUCAUAUAAUGGAUUAACUUAUCUAAGAACUGGUGACCUUGGUUUCAUCAAAAACGUUCAAGUGACGAAUACAAAAGGAGACUUAAUUAGCCUAAAUCUACUAUACGUCCUCGGUCCGAUUAACGAAACUAUUGACGUCCUUGGUUUAACGCACUUUGUAGGAGAUCUAGAAAAAUCUGUGAAAGAUGCCCAUCACUUAAUUAAGAACUGUAUUAUUUCUAAGGCUGGAGGGUUACUAGUGUGUUUGAUAAGAUGCAAAGACAAUACCUCAACUAAGUAUGGUAAUAUAACUGCAUUACUUGUCUCUGAGUUACUAAACAAGCACGGCGUUGUAUUGGAUUUGUGCUCGUUUGUAAAAUCAGAUUGUAACAAUAGAAUACUAAAUGAGAGCUGGUCUAGUAAUCGUUUCACCAUUAUGCAAGAAUGGUUCAAUAGAAAGAUUACAAUUGGGGCACAAUAUGGUGUCAACUAUGGUGAAAACAUUUCAAUUUACCUACUCUCUGACUUUGAAAAAGAAAAUAAAUGA